AUUCUCCUGUGCCUAAGUCUGGUCCUGGGUACUCCGGAGCACCACGCAUCCAGAGGCAGGAGCAGGUCAUCCACCACUCCCCCAAGAAGAGCUCCCAGGUCUUUCAGAUCACUGCAGAUGAAGGAGAGGAGAUGAGAGAUGAGGAUAUCACUGAUCUGAAGACAUUUUCUCUUGUCCAGCCUGAGGGUCCCUACUCCAGCAGUAACACCCUGUCCAGCACGGCCUCCAGCGGGGGCCACAGCGACACCGACAAGUGGUCCGACCUGGGGGGCCCUGGAGCACCAGGGGAGGCCACUGACUCUGAACCCAACGGCCUGGGAGGGGGUUACCGCCAUGGGGCCUCGGCCGACAGCGGGAUAGACACCUCGUCUUAUGGAGGAGGACUCCAGAGGCCAUUCUGGCCACAGUUCCCCCGUGAAGAUUCCUCUGCCACCUCCCCCUGCUCCCAGACGUCGGUCUCCCCCAGCCCCAAGACCUUCUACCCCCGUCAGGGAGCCACCUCCAAGUACCUCAUCGGCUGGAGGAAGCCAGGAUCCACCAUCAACUCUGUCGACUUCGGGGACAACCGCAGGAAGUCCCCGGGGGAAGGAGGAGGAAGUGGAGGAGAGGGGGGUGGAGGUCAGGGUGGGGUCGGUGUUCAGAGCAGACCUCAUCACUCCCCCCAGCCACACCUCACCCACGCUAAGACCAGUGCAGAGGAUGACAUGAAGAUACUGAGUCCAGACAGCCCCCUCAAACACAGACGGCACAAGGCCAAGGACAAGUCCUCCUCAGGCCAGCCCCCUACCCGUCGAUCACUCCACCGGACCCUGUCUGAUGAGAGUAUCUACCGGGGCCAGCGUGUCCCCUCUCUGAGGCUGGGGGACCUAGAACCAGACCCCAGCCUGGCUAGUGACGUGCUGUUCAGCUGCUCCACGUUGCCACGUUCUCCCACCACCCGCGGGGUGCCUCUCAGACGACCUUCGUACAAACUGGGGAUCAAACUCCACGGUGACCUGUCUGCAUCUGACACGUCAUUGGCUGAGAUGGUUGAGCGUCAGCGCCACCCCCUCCCCCAGGAGCUGAUGCCCCUCCCCCCCUCUGAGAGCAGGGACAGCCCCCUGGACUGGACCCACCUGGUGGAUGUGGCCAGCACCUUUGAGAUCCAGAGAGGGUUUGUGUUCAGUGAUUCUAACCCCAGAGGUAGUGGAGCCUCCAGCCCUCACCAGUCACAGCCCAGCCUGGAGAUACAGCUUGGCCCUCUAUCAAGACCCUCAUCCAGUGAGGGCCCUGCAGGUUUGGAGAGGAAGUUGACCAAGCUGGAAGCCAUGGUGAGGAUGCUGCAGGAUGACCUGAAGAAGGAGCGUGAGGAGAAGCAGCGUCUCCAUCUACAGAUCAAGAUGCUAUGGGAAGAUAACCAGCGGCUGCAGGAGGAGUCCCAGAGCUCUGCUGCCAAACUCAAGAAGUUCACAGAGUGGGUUUUCAACACCAUCGACAUGAACUGAGACAGAAGAGAGAGAGACAGAAGAGAGAGAGACAGAAGAGAGAGAGACAGAAGAGAGAGAGACAGAAGAGAGAGACCGAGAGAGAGAGACAGGAGAGAGAGAGAGAGGCAGGAGAGAGAGAGAGGCAGGAGAGAGAGAGAGACAGGAGAGAGAGAGACAGGAGAGAAAGAGAGACAGGAGAGAGAGAGACAGAAGAGAGAGAGAGAGAGGUAGACAGGAGAGAGAGAGAGAGAGGAGAGAGAGAGAGAGAGUGAGGUGAGGAAGAGGACUUUUCAACUGGAGGGAGAAGAGGAAGAGAGGGAGAAGAGGAAGAGAGAGUGAGGAGAGGAAGAGAGAAAGUGAUUGUCCUUGACUCUAGCCAAACAAUGGGACCAGUGCCAACCACCCCAAAACCAUUUCCCCUUCUCCCUGGAACUCGCUGAAGGACGCAUUUCAACCCCCAUGUCUCCUUACCCUCGGUCUUCAGUAAAGUUCCCUUCUCACACUCAGGACCAGAGCCUAGAAGGACAGUGUUGUUGUGUUAAAUAAUCCUGUCCUCACACACUGGCUGAGGAGGUGUGUAUUUGUGAUGUGAUUUCAGUUCUGCCCAGAAAUACUAGAGCUCAGAAGACUUGAGCGUUGUCUCCUCGUCUCCUCCCACAGCGUCUGAGCUGACUUCACUCUGGGAGUGGUAGGAGGACAAAGAGAGAGUUAUGUUUACCCAGACAGCCUCAGUGUCUGUACAGUACAUCUCUUCACCUGAGGCCUCAGAACAUAGACCACACUAACUGUAACAGCCCCUGUGGAAACUGGAAUCGCUCCUCUCUCUUUCCUCCCUCUCUCUUUCCUCCCUCUCUCUUCCCUCCCUCUCUCUUCCCUCCCUCUCUCUUCCCUCCCUCUCUCUUCCCUCCCUCUCUCUUCCCUACCUCUCUCUUCCCUACCUCUCUCUUCCCUCCCUCUCUCUUCCCUCCUCCCUCUCUCCUCCCUCUUCCCUCUCUCCUCUCUCUUCCCUCUCUCCUCCCUCUCUCCUCUCGCCUCCCUCCUCCCUCCCUCCUCUCUCCUCCCUCUCUCCUCUCUCCUCUCUUCCCUCUCUUCUCUCUUCCCUCUCCUCUCUCUUCCCUCUCCUCUCUCUUCCCUCUCCUCUCUCUUCCCUCUCUCCUCUCUCUUCCCUCUCUCCUCUCUCUUCCCUCUCUCCCUCCUCUCCCUCUCUCCUCUCUCUCCUCUCUCUCCUCUCUCCUCCCUCUUCCCUCUCUCCCUCCUCUCCCUCUCUCCUCUCUCUUCCGUCUCUCCUCCCUCUCUCCUCCCUCUCUCCUCCCUCUCUCUUCCCUCUCUCCUCCUCUCUCCUCC
This is a messenger RNA of Oncorhynchus nerka (sockeye salmon), 2810 nucleotides long. Its product is annotated as signal-induced proliferation-associated 1-like protein 1. The transcript has 10 exons. The record is from RefSeq and is a predicted model, not a curated record. The annotation marks the transcript as partial. Lineage: Eukaryota; Metazoa; Chordata; Actinopteri; Salmoniformes; Salmonidae.